UUCGCAGGGUGCUCUUGUUGUCUGAAGGUAGAGUGGCUUUUAUGGGGAAGUCAGAUGAGGCCUUUGAUUUUUUCAACAGACUUAACUACCCGUGCCCACGCAACUUCAACCCCGCUGACCACUACAUCUUGACUUUGGCCAUCGUCCCGGGCAAGGAAGAGGAGUGUCGGAGAAAAACAAACGCAAUCUGUGACACUUUCACGGAGAGCCCCCAGGCUCGUCACAUCGACUCGGAGAUCGACUUGCGGCUCCGUGAGUCAGAACUUGCUGACCACAUUGUGGUAAGUGACACGUACGCCUCUUCGCUCUGGGUUCAAGUCAAGAACUUAUUCUGGCGUUCCUGGAUAGCACAGUUUCGAGACGCCAUGCUCUUCUGGGUGCGGAUAGGACAGUCUUUGGCAAUCGGUCUUGUCUUGGGGCUGGUAUACCUGCAGUUGGAUGUGGAUCAAAAAGGAGUUCAGAACAUCAAUGGCGCAAUAUAUCUCCUGAUCUUGAACGUUACUUUCACCAACGUGUUUGCCGUGCUGACAUCGUUUCCUGAAGAAAUGGGUAUCGUCAUGAGAGAAUUAGGAACGGGUCUGUACAGGGUUGACAUCUACUACAUAGCGAAGAUCGUUACGGAGGUGAGAGCCAAAGUACUUGCUUGUUACUGCUAUCGGCAGAGAGUACUUUGGUACGUCAUAUCUGUGAUUACUGGGGAUACGACCCUUGCCUUGUCAUUGACGUCACCUGUCCUUGUGCCAUUCCUCCUGUUUGGUGGCGUCUUCUUAAACGGAGAUGACACACCUGUCUAUUUCGUUUGGCUAGAAGGGGUGUCCUGGUUCAAAUAUUCUAAUGAACUAAUGAUGGUGAACCAAUGGGAGAAAGAGGAGUACAUAGAAUGUGAGAACAAAACAAUCUCGCCCAACAGGACCCAGAAGGAGAUUUGCCAGGCCCUUACUUGUCAGUUCACCUCUGGGGCUGACGUCCUCGAAUACAACAGCAUGGACGCUGACGACGUUGGCUCUGACUACGCCGCUUUAUGUGGAAUCAUGUUUGUGUUUUACCUGUUUGCCUUCAUCGCCCUCAGUAUUCGUGCCAGACGCUCUAAGGAAUAGACAGAAGAGAUGUCCUAGUUUGUGAGGCGUGCUGAGGAAAUAAGUUUCUUCUCGCAAUCCACGAAAGGAGAUGUCAGCCGAAAAUAGACUCAUCAGAUUGUCGGUUUAAAAUUGAUGCCAUUUUCUUCAAGUUAAACAUGUCUUUUAUCACUUUGUAUAAUGAAUUGAACACUCCCAACCUUUAAUUCCAUGUACAAGCCUGUGUCUAAAAAUCCGAGAACUAACUCAUUUUGUCAGGACACCUUAUAUUUAUCUUUGAUGUAUUAUUCCGCCGCUCUACCCUCUUUUAGACUGUUGCUGCUUUUGUCGAGAUCGACAACAAGCCGGGAGAGAAAUUUUUGUUUUGUUUGUUUUGGUUUAAUCGACAUUAUGUAUGUUUGUUCGAAUAGAAAAACUCUUUAACAUUUUGGUUCUGGGCAUAGUGAACAGGAUGAUGGGAACGGAAUGACAAAUGGAGCUUUCUUUGCCGAGUAAUUUUCAUUGUUAUAUCUGAGGAUAUUUUGUCUUAAAAACUCAUAAGUGAUGCAAUAAGACCUUAUCCUUUUACCACAUUGACUGUUCCGCAUAGUUAUCAUAUAGCAUGUUUGAAAAGAUUAACUGAAUUUAGGCUACACAAUCUUUCAACAAAUAAUUAAACGGCCUCCUUUGCAUUUCAUGAAUAUUUUAGGCUUAGCCCAGGUAAGGAUGGAAAUGAUCAUAUUGAAUGUAAUAAUAUUAUGGUGUAAUAAUAUUAUGGUGUAAUAAUAUUAUGCUGUAAUAAUAUUAUGCUGUAAUAAUAUUAUGCUGUAAGAUAAAAUACAUUAUUUCUAUGCUCUCGUGCGUGAAAAUACUUAUUGCUCUUAGUGUGCAAGAAAGACAAUCAGGGCCAGGAUGUAAUAACACUGUAUGCUGGGGUGCAUAAUUUCUCAUCAGUAAUGUAAAUUCGAAAUUCUAAUAUUUGUACAGUAUUUUGAUUUAUCGCCCCAUUAUGAUCAGCGCGUAUUCCGAUGUUGCUGUCGUUCCUCAUUGGAGAGAGUGGAAAUAGUUUCAGAACAAACUACCGCGCUGAAAGCGUAGGUUAGACCCCUCCCCCCCUUGCCAUUCUCUAAAUGGCUACCU
Messenger RNA from Aplysia californica (California sea hare), 2195 nucleotides. Its product is annotated as protein white. The record is from RefSeq and is a predicted model, not a curated record. Gene Ontology annotation, molecular function: ABC-type transporter activity. Gene Ontology annotation, cellular component: plasma membrane. Bases 42 to 1097 code for a protein of 351 amino acids. The transcript is spliced from 10 exons. Lineage: Eukaryota; Metazoa; Mollusca; Gastropoda; Aplysiida; Aplysiidae.